ACCACCCCGAUGCGGAACCUAGUUCGGGGUGCGAUUGAGCUUGGGGGAACGUCAACAACGGUUCUGCCGGCCAAAAUUUAGGUGAUGCAUUUCCCGUCCAAUCUUGGUUGUAAGAGCAGUCCGGCUUGGCGGCGGAGUUAGUCAGCACCCGGCCAUUUUAAGCUUAAACCAAAAUCUUUAUUUUGACGCCAGACCAAAACAUUUUGUUGCGCCAUCAGAUCAGGUCGGAACUACUACCGGCCCGCAGCGAAUAUUAAUUGAUCUAAUCUACCUUUAAAGAAAAAGCCUGCCUGAGGGAUUUGCAAAAUGUGCACAUGAAUAUUAGCUGGUGAUCUUGACGCCUUUUUACUCGCGGCUCUUAUGGACUUCUUUUUCCCCACCGCUGUGAUAUCUGAGGCAUCAUCUACGGUGUAGACCUCUUUUGUACCUGGUGUUCUUUCUUUGCCUUUCUGUGGCUACAAGCGUCCACGGGUCGAAAAGCCGAUCUCAAAUACAUAUAUGCAUAUGACCCUCUAGUUAUAUGAGCGCUAUGGAGAAUGCAAUUAUAUCAACCCUUUCUCUGUCUCGAGAAGGCGCUGUGGAGUUUGUGUCUGAAUCGUACUUCAAAAUAAUCAUAGCCUGUGCUAUAUUAGUAUGCAUUAUAACACGGACAUAUAGCGGCUUCCGUUCCUGUUUCAGAGGCACCAAUGCUGAUGAAGCAUGGAGACCCAAAACCCUCCCAUACUGGGUUCCAUAUUUUGGGCAUGCCCUCUCAUUGGGGUUCUGCCGCCGGAGCCUACUUAAACAUGCUAGAGACACCACCCCGGAGCCUGUUUUUAGUCUCUACAUCUGCGGCCAGAGGCAUAACAUAAUCACAUCUCCAUCACUGGCCAAGGCUCUUUUGGCCGAGCAAAAAUCGUCGAUCGUGCCCAAUGCCUUCACCACAUAUGUUAUGGAGCGCGUUUUUGGAGCGCCAAAGAGUACCAGAAAACUCAACCGGGCCGAAUUCGACGCUCAGUGUAGAUCAAUGGAAUUUCAAAUGCAAGAACCGCUUGCAUCCGACUGUUCAUCUGCCACCAUCCAAAAGAUCGAGCAGAACAUGCCAAAUAUGUUGUCCUUUUGCUCGAGUGUUGUCGAUCAGUAUCUAUGGGAGCGGAUGAGCACCAUUUCCCUCAUUGGUGAUGGCGACGAUCAAGUUUGCGAAGUAAACCUCAAUACCUUAGUCCGGAACUUUGUUGCUGUAACUGUGAUGACGGCAAUCAUGGGAGAAGACUUCAUGGAAGCACUUCCAAAUACCCCGGAUGAUAUUAGGAAAUUUAACAAUAACUUCAAUGCCAUUAUCCUGGGGAUCCAACGAUGGGUUCCCUUCCCAGGACUUCCCACCUCAUAUCGGUCGCGACGUAGGCUUUUGCAUGGCAUGGCGGCCUUUCAUUCCGCGUUCGCAGUUGCAGAAAAUGGUCACGAUCCCGGAUUCGACUGGCGUCAAAUUGAUGAAGUUUCCGAAUUUAUGCAAGACCACUGCCGAGCAUGGAAAGACGCUGGACUUUCAGCUACGUCAAUGGCUGCAGAAAGUCUAGCACUCUUAUGGGCUAUGGACACGAAACUGAACACAAUCAUAUUUUGGAAUCUCCUUCACAUCCUAGCUGAUGGCCCAAUCCACUCUCGGAUCAUGAAGGAAAUUGCCCCCUAUUCUCGAGCCGGGCGGCCGAAUGCUGGCGAGACGGGGUUCAGACUACCAGAACCGCCACGAGUAUCGCUGGAUAUCGAUCACCUUAUUUCUUGCCCGUUGCUCAAAGCAACCUACUAUGAGACCCUGCGCCUGCACUCAUGUCCAAUCACCUACCGGAAGAUCACUAAGGAGUUCAAACUAACCGAAUCCGCCAGUGAUGCGAAAAUCGCCAACCGAAAACAACAGACAUACCAGUUUAAAGAAGGAGAAUUUAUCGCAAUACCGCAGACUCUUCACAAUACCGAUUCACACUAUUUCGAGGACCCAGAAGAAUUCGAGCCAGAAAGAUUUUUAGCGGAGAAGGCAGUCGAUACCAGCGAGUCUUCCGAGAAGUCUAGACCAUCUAAAAAACGGGAGUCGUUCACUGCCCAACCGGAGCUUGCACUUAAAAUACCGGAAACAUGGACUGUCUAUGGUGGCGGCGGGCAUACUGUGAGUCAGGAUGGGAAAUUCGCUGAAAGGAUAACGUUGGGGUUCGUUGCUGGUUUGUUGGCAAUGUGGGAUAUUCAGCCGGCUAAGGGCUUAGGAUGGAAGAUACCGAAACGGAGAACUGGUGGGCUUGUUUAUGAGCCACAGACUGAUAUCAGGGUGAGGAUAAAGUCGAAAGUGUAAUUUAGAACGAUAUACGGAGUUUUAUUAAAUCUUGCACUUCAUGUUUAUUCUUGCCCUUUUACUUACACACAAUAUAAUCCUUUUCAAUUGCUUUCUCCCAAUGAGGGAAACUGGGUUUACUUCCUAGAUCGCCGUCGCCAUCAACCAAGCCGCGACUGGAACUGCCCUUUGAAUUGCGGCUGUUGCCCAAUGCCUUGCGCUGCAUCGACA
Messenger RNA from Blastomyces dermatitidis ER-3, 2530 nucleotides. RefSeq lists its product as uncharacterized. The coding region runs from base 521 to 2320 and encodes 599 amino acids. Lineage: Eukaryota; Fungi; Ascomycota; Eurotiomycetes; Onygenales; Ajellomycetaceae. The record is from RefSeq and is a predicted model, not a curated record. The transcript is spliced from 2 exons. Gene Ontology annotation, molecular function: monooxygenase activity; iron ion binding; oxidoreductase activity, acting on paired donors, with incorporation or reduction of molecular oxygen.